AUGAAAAAUUUGAAAACCGAGAAAAAAGGCUUCUUGAGCAACAUUUUCAGCAUAAAAUUUCUCGUCCUUUGCUUCGUCGCUUUCUAUGUCAAUAAAUCUGUUACGUUAUUCGGCUAUCGCCACAAUCCAGAUACAUUGAAGAUCAAGCAUUUCGACGAUCAUAAUUGCAAGAAAUUGUUGUUUGACGUUGGCGCCGAAGAUAUUGCUACUUCAAGUGAUGGGUUGGCUUUUAUAACUUCUGGACUGAGAUACCCGCCUUUUGUGAAUUCAGAAGGAGGUGGAAAGAUUUAUUCGAUGGAUUUGACUAAGAAAUCGCCAGAACUAACUGAGCUCAGCCUCAGUGGCCCUCACCUUAAUCCUCACGGACUUGAUAUCCUUGAGAUAAAGGGUCAAAUAUUUCUAUACAUCGUCAACCAUGGAGAAAACAUGAGCCGCGAGACAGUUGAAAAGUACAGACUUGCCGAAAACAAACGGGAGCUGAUUUGGAUGAAGACCUUCGCAGACGACAAAGUUUUCCGAAAUAUCAAUGAUCUCAAUGUCAUCGGGGAGGAUGAAUUCUACAUCUCCAACAACUUUCAUUCUAAACAAACCACCCCCUGGCUGAGAAAACUUGAGGUGACCUCACACAUGUUACUUGGCUCGAUUGCUUACUGUAAUGGAAGCAACUGUGAGCUGAAAACAUAUCCGACUUUGGCAUUCCCGAACGGAGUUCAAAAGCGAGGAAAUGAGCUGUUUGUUGCUCUCAGUUUGGCGAACUACAUGUCGGUCUACCAAAUCGAUCCGAUCAACAAAGAUUUGACUUUCAAACGAAAUGUCGCCCUGGAAGUUGUUCAUGACAAUAUUUGGAUGAACAAAGCUGGCGACAUGUUCAUUGGCGGAGGAACGAACAUGGGAGAUCAUCUUUUCAAUGGAAAGCCGAUUGGUUCCGAGAUUUACAAAAUUCCAGCUGGGUCUUAUGAAGCCGAGCAGAUCUACUUCGACAACGGAGACGAGUUCCGACAAUGUUCGAUCGCGGUUGAAUGGGAGCAACAUAUUCUGAUGGGCUCUCCUGGAGCUGAUUUCAUGAUUUGCACACGAAAAUAA
Molecule: messenger RNA, 1083 nt
Organism: Oikopleura dioica
Lineage: Eukaryota; Metazoa; Chordata; Appendicularia; Copelata; Oikopleuridae
Source: the annotation of a GenBank genome assembly